ACUUCCCGCAAAUCGGUGCCGUCGGGGCCCAGAGCUCCCCGUGUGUCCCCACGUACAUGUCCCCCCGCGGGCGGCGGGCCGGGGAGGGGCGUCGGCGGGGGCAGCCCCCGGCCAUUGAUAACCCCCGUUCCCCGGCCCCGCCGCCGGAGACCGCAGACCGCCGUGCACGCCUAUCCCCGGGCACCUCGACCCACCCCACAGCGCGCCGGCGCGGAGGAUGCGGCGGGCCCGCGGGCCCCGUGUUGGGACGCUCCAUCGCUGAGGCACCGGAGGAGGCUCCCGCGGCGCCGAGGAGAUGAGGCUGCCCCUGGCUCUGCUGGCCCUGGCCGCCCUGGGGGCUGCCGCCGCCGGGGCGAGCCGGGAGGCGGAGGAGGCGACGCAGGCGGGGCGGUUCUCCACGCCGGAGCAGCACCGGUGCACCUGGGAGCUGCGCUCGGCGGCGGGGGCCAGCGAGCUACGGCUGAGCUGCCGGCCACCGGCGGGCGGCGGGGCGGCGCGGAGCUGCGCCUACCGCGGGGAGCCGCGGCGCUGCCCCGCCUACGGCGCCCGCAGCCGCCAGUACUGGCGGCAGAUCCUGGGCAGGCUGCGGCGGCGGCGGCACCCCUGCGCCCAGGGCGGCCCGCUCAGCGCCCGCCUCUGCGGCCCGGGCCGGGGGCCGCCCGAGGCGCAGCUCCGCCUGCUGCCCGGGCCCGGGUCCUCCCCGCCGGCUGCCACCGCGGAGCCCACCGAGGACCCGUCGGAGACCUACUGCGCCGAGCGGUGGCACUCGCUGUGCAGCUUCUUCGUCGGCUUCUGGGAGGGCUGAGCCGCCCCCGCCCCGCCGGGAGGGAGCGCGGCCGCCCGUUCCCCGGGCCAGGGCUUGCGCUGCCCGGCCGGCCGCCGCGGCCCGCCCCCCCCCAGCCUUGCCUGCCCUCACCCGCCCGCCACCGGCGUCCCUCCACUUUGUCAGCUUUCCUCUUUUCCUCUCCAAUAAAGU
Messenger RNA from Grus americana (Whooping crane), 976 nucleotides. RefSeq names its product fibroblast growth factor binding protein 3 (gene FGFBP3). The transcript has 2 exons. Lineage: Eukaryota; Metazoa; Chordata; Aves; Gruiformes; Gruidae. The coding region runs from base 296 to 805 and encodes 169 amino acids. Gene Ontology annotation, biological process: cell-cell signaling. Gene Ontology annotation, molecular function: growth factor binding. The record is from RefSeq and is a predicted model, not a curated record.